AUGAUUGGAUCAAAUUUUUGGUGGUUCGGGAGAUUGUUGGUUCUUCUGGUUUUGAUUCCACAAAUUUAUGGUUGGGGGAAAGAAGGCCAUAUUGCUACCUGCAAAAUUGCUGAGGGAUUGCUAACCGAAGAAGCUGCAGCAGGAGUACAGAGCUUGCUUCCUGAAAGUGCCGAAGGAGAUUUUUCAUCUGUUUGCCCCUGGGCUGAUACAAUGAGAUUCCACUACUACUGGAGUAGGGCUCUACAUUAUGCUGACACGCCAGAUUUUAGGUGUAACUACAGUUACUGCAGGGACUGCCAUGAUAACAAAAAUCGUAAAGACAGAUGCGUGACUGGUGCAAUAUUCAACUAUACAAAUCAACUCAUGUCGCGUUCAGAUCCACAAAAUACACACAACUUGACAGAAGCACUCAUGUUUUUGGGACAUUUCAUGGGUGAUGCACAUCAGCCUCUCCAUUGUGGCUUUAUUGGAGAUGAAGGUGGAAACUCUAUAAAUCUCCGUUGGUUCAAACGGAAGGCCAAUUUGCACCAUGUGUGGGAUACAUUGAUGAUUGAAACGGCUAUGAAGACAUAUUAUAACAGGGAUCUCGACACCAUGAUAGAAUCAAUUCAACGAAAUAUUUCGAAUGGUGGUUUUGAUGAUAUCUCGUCCUGGGAUAAGUGCAAUGCCACAGUUUGCCCUAAUCAAUAUGCUUCUGAAAGCGUAAACUUGGCAUGCAGAUAUGCCUACAGAAAUGCUACCCCAGGAGUCACUCUCGGAGAUGAAUACUUCGACUCUCGGUUGCCCGUUAUGGAGAAGAGACUGGCUCAAGGUGGCAUUCGCUUGGCUGCUGUUCUCAACCGUAUCUUCUCUACAAGCCUUCCACUUGCUGCAGAGUGA
Molecule: messenger RNA, 879 nt
Organism: Oldenlandia corymbosa var. corymbosa
Lineage: Eukaryota; Viridiplantae; Streptophyta; Magnoliopsida; Gentianales; Rubiaceae
Source: the annotation of a GenBank genome assembly